AUAGUUUCAGCCACCAUUUUGUCUGUGGUGUGUGUGAGUUUGUGUAUCUGAGACGGAAUAACACACACACACACCAGCGGGUUUAUUGUAAACACAGGUCGCCAGAAAUGGACGGCAUUGGAGAUGUCGCAGUUGGCGUAAAGAGAGGAUCAGAUGAGCUGCUGUCCAGCAGCAUGUAUUACAGCCCCAGUUCUGGUCUGAGUAGUAUAAGUGAUGGAACAUCUAACGGCAGCAACAGCAAAAAGCUUCGAGUUGAAGACAGAGUCGGCGACUCUCCGUUGUCCCGCGUUCUCCACAUCAGGAAGCUACCCAGUGAUGUCUCAGAAACGGAGAUCAUUGCUCUGGGGCUACCUUUUGGAAAGGUCACCAAUAUCCUCACGUUGAAAGGCAAAAACCAGGCAUUUCUGGAGUUGAGCACAGAGGAAGCUGCCAUGACAAUGGUCAAUUAUUACUCUGCUGUUACGCCUCAUGUCCGUAAUGUGCCUGUAUACAUCCAGUACUCCAAUCACAAAGAACUCAAGACUGACAAUUCAAACCAGUCAGGUGGGACUACAGCGUCAGGGUCCAACUCCAGCAACGGUGGAGGUACACCUUCCAGUCCAGUGCUAAGGAUAAUCAUCGAUAACAUGUUUUACCCUGUUACCCUGGAUGUCCUACAGCAGAUCUUCUCAAAGUUUGGCACCGUCAUGAAAAUCAUCACAUUCACCAAGAACAAUCAGUUUCAGGCGUUGUUGCAGUUCAGUGAUUCAGCCAAUGCACUGCAUGCUAAAGCGGCGCUAGAUGGUCAAAACAUAUACAACGCCUGCUGUACUCUUCGCAUAGACUUCUCAAAACUCAUCAACUUGAAUGUGAAGUACAAUAAUGAUAAGAGCAGAGAUUACACCAGGCCAGAGCUUCCUGUUGGAGAUGGCCAGCCUGCUUUGGAUCCCUCUAUGGCUGCUGCCCUGGGUAAAGACUCCAGUUCCCUGCUUGGUAAGAUCCCAGGUGCCUUGAGCCCGCUGAGUGCGGCUGCUGCUGCUGCGGCCGCUGCUGGGAGAGUCGCUCUGUCGGGUCAGUCGGGGACCAGUGGGGUCCUGCUUGUUAGCAAUCUAAAUGAAGAGAUGGUUACGCCCCACAGUCUGUUUACCCUCUUCGGAGUUUAUGGAGAUGUGCAGCGUGUGAAGAUUCUCUUUAAUAAGAAAGACAGUGCGCUGAUACAGAUGUCAGAUAUGAAUCAGGCUCAGCUUGCAAUGAGUCAUUUGAAUGGCCAGAAGAUGUAUUCAAAGGUCAUUCGGGUGACGAUAUCAAAACACCAGACCGUUCAGUUACCGAGGGAUGGUUUGGACGACCAGGGUCUCACCAAGGACUUCACAAACUCUCCACUGCAUCGUUUCAAAAAGCCUGGCUCCAAGAACUUCCAGAACAUCUUCCCUCCUUCUGCCACACUACAUCUGUCAAACAUCCCGCAAGACAUAACUGAAGAAGACCUCAGAGUCCUGUUCUCCAACUCCGAUGGCACUGUGAAAGCUUUCAAGUUUUUCCAAGAUCACAAAAUGGCUCUGAUUCAGAUGACAACCAUUGAGGAAGCCAUUCAAUGCCUGGUUGACCUUCACAAUUACAACAUGGGUAAUAACCACCAUCUGAAGGUCUCCUUUUCCAAAUCAACCAUCUAAAGCAAUCCAAGAGGUCCGGCUUCCAACACCUGUUGCCUAGCGUUACCUAUUUGACUGUUGAAGUACACUGGGGACCACAAUUUGAGAUUUUUUCAAAUUUCACAUGUCAUUCCUCAAGAAGAUUUUGAAAGAAUGAAAAACAGGCAUAUGGACCGUUUUUGAGAAUUUUACCCCUCAUGCUGUUGUCCUUUGUGAGACAUAUAUAUGGUAUUCUCUUUAGUGGCAGAAAGGUCUUAUGGUGUAAAUCUGAACCUCUUACAGUGUGCAGAAAAAUAAUGUGCCUUACAAAACUUGCAUAAAUCUUUUCAUACUUCAUUUUCUCAAGCCCAUGCAGUCCACCACUGUCAUCAGAGUCACAGGCUCUGAUGGUGAAAAAUUACACUGUAAAGUUUAAUACAAAAAUUAUUAUCUUGUUCCCUCUUGUGUCUGAUCAUAGUGUGUAAACUAUCUUUUGCUUUGUGUUUUUUUUGCAUUUCAUGUUUCUUUAAUUUGAAAUGUCUGCACAAAAGAUGUGAAUUGUAAAUGGGAUACAAAAUAAUUUUGUAGUGAUGUUAGGCCAGGUCUUAAACCACCAAUUCAGCUAAACGUGGCUUUUGAAGGAAAUCAAAAAAGGAUUGAUACAUUUAGUUUGCAUUGUAAAUGCUAAUUCUCUCUUCAUUCUUUCCUUCUCUAUAAGAAUUCCUUUUUUAUUUUAACGUUUCUUGGUCCUAAACAAACGUUUAGGACAGAUAGUUAAUCCAGAGUCUUUUAAAGUGUUGCGUGGAUUGGAGAAGGCCUUCAUUACUUCCUAGUAUGAUUUGGUAAGACAAGCAGAAAGGACCAAAAUCAAUGUGCCUGUAGUCUUAAUUUACUCCCAAGGUUGCGGAGCAUUUUAGUUUACUUUUUUGGCAUUUUGGAAGCGAGGAGUCCAUGGACAAGCUUAUGAUUUGAGAAAACUGAUAAUUGGUGAUAUUCAUUGGCAAUGCAAACUUGCCCAUCUCUUCCAUACAUCCUCCACCAAGAUGGUUGAACAUCGCAGGAGAACAGCCUGUAUGACUCUUUUAGAGGUCUAACAAGUUCUGUACUUCUGUUCUGUAUUUUCUGAUUUAGUUUACUUUUUUACACCUCUUGGAAUGUAUCAUUUGCAAUAGUUUGGAUAAGUGGCACAAUUAAAAGUUCAUUUUUCUAACUAAACUCAAAAAGUUUGACUUGGAUGUGUGUUUUGAUCUUUCUGUUUAUUUUUUCAUAUUUUCAGUUAUGUUUUUUUUUUUUGCAUUCACUUUCUAUCUGUCUCUCUCUUCCACCUCCUUUUCCUAUUUGUUCAGUCUCACCCUUUUUACACCUCUGACACCACAUUCUCCUUCAGGGUGGAAAACCGUUUGGAAAGGCCUGCCUUUUGACAAACUAGAUUUGGACCGAUAUAAAUCAAUGUUUGCAAAAUGUUAAAACUGAUGUUUCCUCACCCUGUCAUUUCUUUUUCCACUUGUUACCCAUCCAUCCUUUCUCGAUUUAAGUUCUUGUUUUGCUCUAAGUUGUAGCAGCUAAUCAGUCUCUCAGGCAUGAUGCUGUAGCCCACGUUCAUCUCCAUGUUCUUCUGCCCUUUCACUGAUCUUUACAAUAAAAUAGACAUUAAUCAAAUGGACAUAGUAAAGCUGUUGAAUGGUGGUACAUACUUAAUUUGACUCAUAAUUGACAUGUACAAAUCCUGACAUUUAAUCGUAGAAAACAUUCCCUGUCUUAGGUCAGUUAAGGAUCACUGUUUUAUUUUAAGAAUGUGAAAUGUCAGUAUAAUAGGAGAGAGAAUUAUUUAUUUCAGCUUUUAUUAUUUCAUCACAUUCACAGUGGGUCAGACGUUUACAUACACCGUUAGUAUUUGGUAGCAUUGCCUUUACAUUUUUUAACUUGGGUCAAAUGUUUUGGGUAGCCUUCCACAAGCUUCUAACAAUAAGUUGCUGUAAUUUUGGCCCAUUCCUCCAGACAGAACUGGUGUAACUGAGUCAGGUUUGUAGGCCUCCUUGCUCGUGCACACUUUGUCAGUUCAACCCACACAUUUUCUAUUGGAUUGAGGUCAAGGCUGUGUUAUGGCCAAAUUGACUUGAUCAACUUUGUUGUCCUUAAGCCAUUUUGCCACAAUUUUGGAGGUAUGCUUGGGGUCAUUGUCCAUUUGGAAGACCCAUUUUCGACCAAGCUUUACAUUCCUCGCUGAUGUCUUGAGAUGUUGCGUCAAUAUAUCCACAUAAUUUUCCUUCCUCAUGAUGCCAUCUAUUUUCUGGAGUGCACCAGUCCCUCCUGCAGCAAAGCACCCCCACAACAUGAUGCUUCCACCCCCAUGUUUCGAUUGGGAUGGUAUUCUUCGGCUUGAAGCCUCACCUUUUUACUCCAAAAAUAACAGUGGUCAUUAUGGCCAAACAGUUCAAACUGUUUCAUCAGACCAGAGGACAUUUCUCCAAAAGUAAGAGCUUUGUCCCCCAUGUGCACUUGCAAACUGUAGUCUGGCCUUAUAUGGCAGUUUUGGAGCAUUGGCUUCUUCCUUGCUGAGCAGCCUUUCAGGUUAUGUCGAUAUAGGGCUCAUUUUACUGUGGGUAUAGAUAUUUGUCUACCGGUUUCCUCCAGCAUCUUCACAAGGUCCUUUGCUGUUGUUCUGGGAUUGAUUUGUACUUUUUUUAACCAAACUACAUGUGUGCUGUGUGGUCCCAUGGUGUUUAUACUUGCACUGAUGAAUAUGGCACCUUUUUUCUGAGGUCUUGGCUGAUUUCCUUUUGAUUUUCCCAUGUUGUCAAGCAAAGAGGCAAAUAGUUUGAAGGUAGGCCUUAAAAUACAUCCACAGAUACACUUCAAAUUCAGUACACCUCCUAUCAGAAGCCUUGUCUAAAGGCUUGACAUCAUUUUCUGGAAUUUUCCAAGCUGCUUAAAGGCACAGUUAACUUAAUGUAAACUUCUGACCCAUUGGAAUUGUGAAAUAGUCAAUUAAAAGUGAAACAAUCUGUCUGUAAACAGUUGUUAGAAAAAUUACUUGUGUCACGCACAAAGUAGAUGUCCUAAGCGACAUGCCAAAACUGUAUUUUGCUAAUAUUAAAUUUGUUGAGUGGUUAAAACAUUUGUGAUAAUGACUUCAACCUAAGUUUAUGUAAACAUCUGACUUCAACAGUAUGUGAUGUCAUACACAAUGCAUUGUGAGUGUGUUAACUUGCAUGAUCUUUCACCAAUUAUGCUUUACAAGUUGGCCUUUAAGGUCAUUUAAAUGCCUUUUAAGGCUUUCCUUUUGGGAGGUAAGGGCAUAAAUGGUUUACGAGAAAACUAGAUUUUUUACUUGUUACACUUAUUUUGUGUUGUAUGUUAACUCCUUUACUGGCAUUCCUAUCAGAUUAUCAACUGUGUGCAAGUGUUGUGCAAAUAUGUGAAUAACCUAAGUUUUCAAAUCUCAUUUAAAUGGUUUUCAUGCAUUGUCAGAUGUUUUUAAAUAAGCUGAUUUUUGGUAGUUAGCAGUGUAUUGGUGUGCAUGUAAACUGUCAAUAUUCACUGUCGAAAAAGGGAACAACUGUAUGUGGCAUUUACUCUGUAGUCAGUGAGUGAAUAUGUGCACAGUAUAGCUAUACUGAUGCUUAUGUAUCAGUAUCAGAAUUGGAUGCAGUGUGAACAAAUACAUGAGAUUUUAUGAUUUUGUUCCAGACUGUGUGUCUUGUAUCCUUAAACCUCUAUUCACAUGGGUCUGAAAGUUGUCUUUG
Xyrauchen texanus (razorback sucker) is the source of this 5356-nucleotide messenger RNA. Its product is annotated as polypyrimidine tract-binding protein 2-like. The transcript is spliced from 14 exons. Gene Ontology annotation, cellular component: nucleus. Gene Ontology annotation, biological process: regulation of RNA splicing; mRNA processing. Gene Ontology annotation, molecular function: mRNA binding. The record is from RefSeq and is a predicted model, not a curated record. Lineage: Eukaryota; Metazoa; Chordata; Actinopteri; Cypriniformes; Catostomidae. The coding region runs from base 108 to 1652 and encodes 514 amino acids.